This is a messenger RNA of Bemisia tabaci, 11088 nucleotides long. RefSeq names its product Supervillin (gene Svil). Gene Ontology annotation, biological process: actin filament severing; barbed-end actin filament capping; cytoskeleton organization. Gene Ontology annotation, molecular function: actin filament binding; phosphatidylinositol-4,5-bisphosphate binding. Gene Ontology annotation, cellular component: actin cytoskeleton; cytoplasm. Lineage: Eukaryota; Metazoa; Arthropoda; Insecta; Hemiptera; Aleyrodidae. The record is from RefSeq and is a predicted model, not a curated record.
GGACACACGUCAGUAGUCUCGCGGUCCGUAGAUUCGCGUCGCCCGCUACAACAGGUGUGCGCCUCUUUGUUAUUGUUGUGUUCCCUGCUUCUUGUGUAGUGCGCUUGGUUUUUAGCUGCUGAAUAAUAUUAAUUGUGAACAGUGAACGCGCUAGUGCAAUCAACGAGUGUAUACGAACCACGAGGAAACGUAUUUUAUCUGCAGUCGGCUGUUGCUUUUUCUCCCCUCUUUUUUUAUCAGUGUCGAUUCUCUCGAAACGAGAAGAGCGAAUCGUUAAAACUACGAGUCGUGCCAAUAAUCAGCUUGUGAAAGAUAGACGUUUCAACCCUGUGUACUCUCAGAAAAUAUAUUUUUUCUGUGCUCUGUAACGGAGUAACUUUUGAAUUGGGGUGAAGUUGUGAGUGAUCGAUCGUGGAAACAAGAUUCGACAUCUACUUCGACUUUUUCGGAUUUCUGUGUUGGAUACCUGCAUCUCAUCAGUCACCGCGACGGAUUAAUUACCUUGGAUGCAGUUGAGACCUACCAUGACACCACAUCUCGCUCCUCGUCCCCGUUAUCCAAUAUGAGUGAGAAUGAGAAAGGACGGAGGAUGACGGUGACAGAGGGAGAGCGGAAUAAGUGCGCGGAUGCGGGGAGACAGCAGCGAAUGGCCCGCUACAAGGAGGAGCGGAGGCGACAGUUGGCCAACCAGUUCGGCCGAAGGGACAGCGAGGAUUUCUCCUCCAGCAGCGGCACCGGCGGUGGACUCACCUUCAAAAACACCAAAUCCUCCAUUCUCAGGGUCGCUGCCAACGAACACACGAGGCACUCGGCAGCCAAAGACAGAUAUCUUGCUCGAGCUAACAGUCAGAUCAACGAAAAUGGAUAUCAUAAACCAUCACCCGCCUUAUCCGACUCCAUCGUAUCCCGUUCCUGUACCUCGUCCGGAUCCGACGGUUCCUCGAUACCUCGACUGAGGAGGGAGAAAGACAAAAGCUCCCAACGGAAGUCCUUCCUGAAUCGCUCACAAAAUGAAGAGGAGAUCCUGUACGGUAAUGAUGAACGGAAGGGUCUGCGAAGGGACGAGAAGGGCGGGGGCGAGUGGGCAUCCCCGCGGAGCGGCAAUUCGUCGCCGUCGCCGAUGCCCCGUCAACUCCGGGCGUCGGACCCGGAGAACGUCCCGGCUCCGGCGAGAAGUCAAGAGGCGAAACCGAGGAGAUGGCAGAACCGGUCCUCGCCGAACGCGAACACGAACGGCAACUCGCAGCAGCAGCAGGUCCCGUUGAGGAAGACCCUGGAGCAUGGCAGCAGCUUCCUCCAGCAGCGCCGACCCAACGGGGACCCCGCCGAACCCUCGUCUUUCAUCCCGAGGAAACUCGCCUCGUCCCCCGCCCUGUUACCGCAAGCCGCACCGGAGAGACAACUCAAAGCUCCCUCCAAAUUCAGUCGGAAAACCUCUAGAACUGCUUUGACGCCAACAAAACAUGAGCUUUCUCCGCCUCCUAACUUACCGCACCAAUCGGAAUUGCAGAAGAGUAGCAGUGAAAUCCAUUUUGAAUCCCGAAGUUCUAUUUUCUGUGAUGAAGUAAAAAGCAACCAAGCAACUUUUAGUGAUAAGUUACCUUUGAAUACACCGUCAAGGGAUAAUUCCGACUACCAAUCGUCCACUAUUCCUCACCGGAUUGAUGCAGAAAUGUGUUCACCUUUUAGUUCAUUAGAUGAAAAUGUACCUCCUGCAAGUUCAGGAUGGAGUAUAUUUGAUAACCAACUUGAGGAAAGUAAAAAACUCACCUUGAGGAGCACCAAAAGGCUGUCAAAUGACUUUCCAGUUUUAAACCAAUCCUCAAUAUGCAAUCGUGAAAACAAUGCUUUUUCAGAAAGCGGUAAAAUGAAUGUUCCUAUUACUUUAAACGCUUAUUCUAGUGGUAAAGAUACUUCUUUUGCUCAUAAUUUUUUAAAUGCUCAAACAAAUUCUUCAGCUGUACAGUCAGAUGUUUUUCAUAAUGCUCAAUUAUUCGAUUCUAGUUUAAUAAAAAGGAGCAAUAAACCCAGUAAACUAAUGCAAGAAAUUCACUUCAAUAGUGCUCCCUCUUCGCCUGUGAAGCACCCAUCCUCAAUUCUGAAAAAGAAAUCAAUUGAUGAAACAGCUCUUCCCACCUUGAAUUUUCACAGUUCACCAGCCUCAAUUCUAAAACGGAAAGUAUCGCAUGAUGAAAGUUCCUCUUCUGCAUCCCUCUCCGUUGCCAGUGCUUGUAUGCCAUCCUCGAGCUCUGCCAUUUUGGAACUCUCCCGUAGGCAAGGAAUCCUCAAAAAAAAUUGUAGUUUUGAUGAGGCUGAAUUACUCAAAAGACGGAGCUGUUCUCCGGAAUUAGUAAUAAGUGCACCAUUCACCGAAUUUAAGUCAAUUUUAAAGAACCAACACCGUUCCUCUCUAGAAAAUUUAUCACUAGAUGACACAGUACCAGAGCCUGAGUUGCAUCCCAUAUUAAAGAAAUCUGCCAGGCAAGAAUCAACUGAAAGCACAAUAUCGCCUGAACCUCAUAGUAUUUUAAAACGGAAGACAUCUGUUCAUAAUGUAUCGCCAUCUCAUGUUGCUUUGCUGGACAGUGCGGAAAAUAGUGACUUCAGUGCUAGUGAGAGUGUUAAACCCAUCUUGAAGAAAAAAUCUAGUUCUGAAGAGAAUGAAUCAACUGCAAGUACUGGUUUAUUGUCAUAUGAAAUUCUGAAGCCAAUUUUAAAAAAGAAAUCUAUCACCGAUAUUGAACCUGAAGAUGAGAAUAGACCAGUCAAACCAAUUCUGAAGUCCAUUCGUAAAUCUCCAGAAUUUGAUGAAAAAGUUUUGCAGAAGAGACUAUCUUUAGAGGUAGAUGUUAAACCAAUUUUAAAACCCUCAAGAGUUGGAAGUCUCGACAAUGAAGACAGUAGUAGUGAUGAUGGAGUCGUGGAAGAGAAAAAUGUUGCAAAUUUUUUGAGGUCAAUCAGUAAAAUGUCUUUGAAAAAGCACAAAAAUCGAACCCCUACACAAACCAGGCAUUCUCUUGACUUAUCUUACAUCAUGAGCCAACGCACAAGAGAUUCAACUUCUCCAGAAAAUUCUGAACCAGUAAGGCCAUUGUCUGUAGCAGAACGGAUCAUAAAUUUAGAAAAUUUUAUCGCCCAGGAGACAUCAUCUAGUGAAAAUUUAUCACCCUGCAGCCCCAGAACCUCCAUUUCCAAGCCAGCAAGAUUACGUAAAAGAUUCUCAACUCAACCUAUCACUUAUCAAGAGCUGAGCUCUACGCGUAGGUCAAGUGAUUCAACCGAGAAACUGAACUUCAAACCCAAUAAUAACUGUGAGAGCUGUGAACAGUUGCAGAAUGAAGUAAUUACUGUAGACAAUUUUUCUGAGGUUAAUUCCCAUUAUGAAUCUGUGAACUCCAUUUUAUCAGCAAUAGAAUCUCCGAAUCAUUUGAAUAAGGAAUCUGAGUCCGACUCGGGGAAAGUAUCAUCUGAUGACUUCGAAGGGAAAACGGUGAGCCGCAGUAAUAGUGUUUCAUCGAAGACAUCAUUUUUCAAUGAUAUUUUUACCAAAGUUGAACGAGAAUUGGAAGAGCUUCAGGCUCCAAGGAAAGCUUUCGGUGCUGUAAGGUCUCACAAACGCUACGCAAGAAGUGCUGGAGACCGCCAUAUCACACAACCAGUAACAGUUGAUGAACUUGAGAAAGCAAAGCGACUAAAUUGCGAAAAAAGCAAAUAUUUCAGCCGAGCUAGAAGUGGCUCAUCUAAUACUGUUGUUAAACCCAAGCCAGUAGAAUUAGCCGUUUAUCAGUCAGAAGAAGGAUUUUAUGAUGCCGGCAAUGACGACGACGAUGAAGAUGAUGAUGAUCCGAAUGAUCCGUCCAAGCUUAGUCUCGCAGAGAGAGUUAAGUUGUUCAGUGAAAAAAUGAUCCAUGCUCGAUUACCUCCCACUUCCGAUCCUCCCAGAAGCAAGCGAUCCAAUCGUUUUAAAACUCAACCUGUUACAUCAUUUGAAGUCGUCAGCGCUCAAAAGAGUAUUCCAAUCAUGAAUCAAGAGUCUUCAGCUGUUUUAGUCGCUGGUUUGAUGAAAAAUUUGAAGAAUAAGCUUGGCACAGAACCAAUCACUGUGAAAGACAACGUGGAUGCCACCGGCAAAGCACCCUCCCCCAUUCUAAAACAAAAUAGCUUUAAGUACUCAAAAAGAUCAGCAUUUGCUGACACAAGAAAACCCCCCACUGAACAUAUCUCAAAUGCCAAAACUGAUGCACCGAUGGUGAAUCCAGAGGAUGCUAAAGCAAUUAAAACGAGCACAUCCAAUACCGCAGUUUCAAAAGGGAAGAUUGCACUUAAACCAGAAAUCAAGUCAAUUCCAAAAGAAGACAGUAGUCAACUCGUUCGGAAAAUAGCAAUUGAAGCUAGAAAUAAACUGAACAGACGAUUAAUUGAUGAUCUGGCAACGGAUACUACAACCUCUGAUGGGGAUACAUCUUCUUCAGGCGGCAGAGAAAUUCAAAGCAUCCUUAAAGGUCAAGCCACCGUGAAACAACCCUUACCUGCUGUCUCCAAGAGCUCCUCUGAAAGGAAGAAAAGCGGAGCGUUGAAGGAACCCUUGGGGAAGACGAAAAGGAGCGUAAGUUCCAGCGGGAGGAGGAAGUCCGGAUCGCGGGGGAGUGGGGAUGAUUGCGCGAGUGCGGUAGAGGGGGUUCGUGUUCCCGGGAAAGGGACGGGGACGGGGACGACCAUGAUCAAGAAUGAGGCAACGCCGCCUUCGCUCAACGGCGGACUUCGCAAGUUCAGCACGCAGCCACCCUGCGCCAAAGACGAAGUCGACCAGAGCACCACCAAUGGCGGAAGCAUCGCUCAAAGGCUGGCAGCCCUUCAGAAGAGCGGAAGCUCGGACUGGCGCAAACGGAUCUCGCGCCUCAGUCCCGACGAGGAAAUCACCAAUAGUCCCUUGAAAAUAAACGAGGCGCAGGAGCUGUUGAGCAAGCAGUUGAGGCAGCCGGUGAUCCCGAAGUCAGUGUCGCCGCCGGCGGAGUUGGGGCACGGCGUCAAUGGGAGCGGCGAGGGAGGCGGCCUGGCCGACCGGCUGGGAAAGCUGGAAACGGCGGCGCAAGGCUGGAAAAAGCGCGUCGGACCCACCGACGCCGUCCAGUUCUCCGUCGCCGGCCGCAUGAAAGGCGCCAACGCCGAACCGAACCCCUCUCUCGUCCCCGCGGUCGCAUCCCCCGUUCUCGAGCGCAAGAAGAAGGUCCCCAAACCCACCAGGUUCAAGAGCAAAACUGUGACCACCGGUGGAAACGACUCCUCUGAAUCUGAUGAAAGCAGCCACUCGCCAACAAUAGCUGUUCCCGAAAUAAAUAUAAAAAAGAGUCCAUCAAAAUUGAAUGGAGAAAUAAAUUUAGUCAUAAAAGAAACCAAUCAAGAUCAUCCUAAAGUUGAAGUUCCAAAUACUUAUGAUGACAGCUUUUCAUUGUUCUUCAGUGCUGCUCCAACAGUAGAUUCCGCUUCAUCAACUGAUGUGAACAGUUUUGAUUUAGAUGAGCUAAAAAUAGAUCCAUCUUUACCCAAGCUUGUUCAAAGAAGAACAACAAAGGUUCAACGAAGGAGAGAAGCUUCUCGCAAUCCCGUAAAAGUUCUGGCAGAAAGAAAAGAUCUCAAGCAAGAAUAUACAGAAAUAAUACAUGGUGUAGCAGAAAAAGAUUUGCGUAUGUUAAAUGUAGAAAAAUUAUCCAAGAACUCAAAUUUGGCAGUGGAGGCCUUAGCUGGUCUUGCCAGCAAAGAGGAUUUUACAGCAGUCUCAUUAAAAAAGCCGUCACUGCAGUCAAAUGCUCCUAUGUUGCCUUACAAGAAUCUCAUGUUAUUACUCGUCAAGGGUCGCAGACAUGUACAGACAAGACUGGUAGAACCAACUUAUAAGUCCAUCAAUAAAGGAGACACUUUCGUUCUUGUCACACCAAAUGAGAUAUAUCUCUGGUUGGGUGAAUUUUCGAAUGUGAUUGAACGAUCCCGAGGAGGAGAGGUUGCCGCUCAUAUUGCUCAAACCAAAGACCUCGGUUAUAUUGGUGCUAACAAUGUGAUAACAAUUAAUGAUGGGAAAAAAUCAAUUCAUCAGGAGAAGUUUUGGACUCUUCUCGGUGCAUCUGAAAAGGAUGCAAGUAAAAUUGAAGCCGAAAAUGCUGGUCAUUUAGAUGAAGAUGAAAUUUAUGAAAUUUCUCUCGUUGGAACAAACAUGAUAUAUGAAGUGGAUGGCGAUGAACUUGUACCAGUUGAAAAGUUUUGGGGCAACAUCCCAAAGAUUGAAAUGUUGGAUGCCAAUAAAAUAUUAGUUUUUGACUUUGGAACAGAGCUGUAUGUUUGGAAUGGCAAAAAUGCCAGUAUGGAAAGACGCAAAAUAGCUUCAAAACUAGCACAAGAGUUAUGGGAUGAAGGCUACGAUUAUACCGACUGUGAUAUUUCACCAAUAAAUGCUUCUUUAAGUUUAGGCUCAAGGACUCAAGGUCCCAAGUCUCUCGAUAAAACUGGGACAAAUCGACCAUCUUUUACUUUAAUUGGUAAAGUAACUCAGCAUAUGGAAACAGUUUUGUUCCGUGAAAAGUUCUUAGAUUGGCCCGAUUUUAACCGAGUAAUCCGUACAAAGAGUCAAGAAGAAGACGAGAAGCAAAUGGUGGCAAACUUAGACUUAAAACCCUGUGAUAUAUUAGAAAUGCAGAAUUGGAAGCAGCCGGAACCAGAUUUCACUCUCGAAGGCUCUCAUCUUGGAAGGGGGACUGAGUAUUACGAUGAUGAAACAAGACGUUACUUUGCAAUUAAAACAACCAAUGUUUCCAUGUGGCGUAUUGAGGAAUUUGAAGGUGCAAAACUUGAAGAUUCCUCGGUCGGACAGUUUUACUCAGGAGACAGUUACAUUAUUCAGUGGCUGUACACGGUCUCAGUUACAGGACGAGAGUUGAAUGGCAUGCCAUCAAAGCAUAACGUCUCAGGUCGUGAUCGGUGUGCUUACUUCAUCUGGCAAGGUAGAGACGCAUCACUGAAUGAGCAGGGUGCAGCCGCAUUAUUGACAGUUGAACUGGAUAAAGAAAGAGGUCCUCAAGUACGGCUUAUUCAAGGACAUGAACCUCCAGCAUUCUGGAAUUUAUUCAAUGGCUCAGCUGUAAUUCAUCGUGGAAAAAGAUCUGAACCUUCCAAAAAAAAUGCUUGGCGUUUGUAUAUGAUUCGAGGUGAACGAGAAAAUGAAGCGCAGCUAGUGGAAGUUGUAUGCAAUAUCAAAAACUUGAGAAGUCGCGGAUCAUUCAUUUUAUUGAAUCCUCAAAAGAGUUCUGUUUUUGUUUGGCAUGGCUUCAAAUCUCCCAAGAUUACAAAGAAAUGUUGUAAUGUUGUGGUUAAACUCCUGGAGUCUAAACGGCCUCAAGAAUUUGGAUUUUCUUCUGGCUCAGAAAUUUCGACAAAGGAAUUUUUGGAGGGAGAAGAAUCUGUAGAAUUCUUUGAAGGGCUGGGAGGGAACAACCGUCAUCUGUACCAUUCACUUUUGAAGAAUCCGGACUCGACAGAAUUCAGUUCUAUGAAGUUAUUCCACUUCUCAAGCAUGUUAGGUGUUUUCCAAGCAGAUCCUGUCAUUAGUCACUCAGGGUCUUACUUGCAGCAAGAUUUGUACUCAGCUAGUCAACCAGCACUAUUCCUCCUAGAUACAUCUACAGAAUUGUGGCUGUGGCAAGGCUGGUGGCCAAUAGAUGGAGAUAUUCUGGAUCCAGAAAAUGAGAGCCCUGUAGAUGAGGCCGGGUCUGGUGGAAGUCAAAGAGGGGCUGCAGCCAUCAGGUGGCAAGCAGAGCGACGAGCAGCCAUGGCAACAGUAUUGAAUUAUUGGAAAAAUGCGCACCCGAGCGAGAGUCCAAAGGCAAAUCUUGUUUGGGCUGGACUCGAGCCGUCUGAAUUCACAAAUCUAUUUCCAGAGUGGAUCGAUAGAGAUGAUGUUGCUGAGUUGAACAUCAGAGAUGGGAGGAAACCUUGCGAAAUGCUCAGUGUGGAAAGGGAAUUGAUGCGGCUGACGAAGUCAACGUACCCUCCAGAAGUAUUGCUCCAACGUCCACUUCCAGAGGGUGUGGAUCCCACUCGCUUAGAAUUGUAUUUAGAGCCCAAACAUUUCAAGGAACUACUCGGAGUAACCAAAGAAGAAUUCAUGGAGUUGCCCUUAUGGAAGCAAACUAAGAUGAAGAAAGAGGCGUGUUUAUUCUAAAUACAUUUUUUUGACUAUGGCUCAUAGUUUAGUCGAUGAAUUGCCGUGCAGUAAGUGUAAAAUAUAAUUUUAAAAAAUCUGUCAUUAAAAAACUCUUCUGCGAAGAAAUGCACUUUUUGGAAAAAGCGAUUCUCUCCACAACUCUUGCAAGAGUGAGGAAGAUUAAAGAUUUGCAUUUUUGCCCUGUGUUGAUUUCAUCAUGAUUUGUUAAGCUCUACCCACUUUUUUUUAGAAGUUCUUUUAGAGCUUGCUAGAAUGUUGAACUCAUUCUGAUCUUUGACCUCUAAUUUAUAGUUACCUAAAGUGGUGUUAUUUCUCGUAACAUUUUAGCUGUUUGCUAUAGCUGGUGUCAAUCCCAAUUAUAGACCCCUGAAUUAGUGGUUGUUUUUGCAAUACUCCGCAGCAAAUAGUUAAAAUGUUACGUUUGGAAUACUCCAGCAAUUUUGACAGGAAUUUCUUUUUCAUUCACUCACACUUAACACGUUUUUAUACAUUCUGAGGGUUAUUUUUAUUCAUAUCAGUAAUUACCUAAAAAAUUUAAUCCCAUCGACAAUCAGUUUUUGUUCAUAAUGGAGAACUUUGCCUACUAGGUCUCAGGCCUUCAUUAUUCCCAUUUGAACCUUCUUUCAUGCUAAGUGUCUUUUUUUUACCUUCGUUAAGAUUUGAUACUCACAUUGAAUUUCUACUUUACCAUUAUUCCUUUUUCUUUUUUCUUCUUUUUUUUAAAAAAAAGUUAAAAACCACUUUCUCCGUCUAUUUUGUAUUUAUUAUACUUAUCUUUUGUGAAUUUGUAUACUUGGUUGUAAUUUAUGUAAUUUUUUGUUAUUUUUGCUACUUUAUUUAUUAGUUUUUCUAUUUAUGUACCUAGUUCAAUAAUUUACUUUUAAUUAACUUUUUCUUACUCUUGAGGCAUUUAUUUAAGUACUUCCUAAUUCUUAUUAAUUCAAUUUUGUUACUCUUAUACUUCAAAUGUGUGUCACUUUUUACUUCUUUGACUAAAAAUUAGAAUUUUUUCUGCUUUUCUUUUGUAAGUAAUCAAGCAACUGCUGUAUUCAUUUAAUUUCUAAAUAGUGACCGCCAUGAUUCCCCCCGCUCUUUUUUGGACUGACUUUCAUACGUCCUGAAUAAUAUCUCGUUACACCCAACGAACAGAAGAUUUUCAUUUUGUAAGUUUUGAGGUCUUCAUUACACCACAACCGUACACCAAAAGUUAAACUCUUUCUUAUCUCAUAAUUUGAUGUUUAGUCGUCCGAAAUGUAUUCUAGGUAGCCAGGAAGCUACUCUGUCAGGAUGAUUUCGAUUCAUUUGCCUCGUUUGCUAAACUGCCUCAGUGUAAAAAAGUAUUCAGUCAGUGAAUUGAUAAAAACCCAAUCCUUUUAUCUGAUAGAAAAUUCCAAGUUGAACCUGGCCUAUAAAAGAACUUUUUCCACAACUUUUCCUCAAGAAAAUCAGAAGUUUUCUUGUGAAAAUUAAAUUUUUCUUUCUCAACCAUUAUGUCGAGCUUUAAACUAAUUUUUUUCUCCUUUGUUAUACUGUUUUUUCUAAUUCAAUUCCAAUCCUCAUUUUGUUAGGUUCUGUUUGAGGGCAAGAUUAACUUCUUUUUAUCACUAUCUAUCCAGGCUGUGCUGUAAAUUAAUGAAUUAGUUUCCAUACUCUGUUUGUCUCUCUGAAAUUGAAGUUCUAAGUGCCAAUUUUUUUAUAAUUUUUUCCAUUUCCAACUUCUUGGUUUUCAAAACGACGUGCUCUUAUUCGAGAAGGCCACUUUAAACACGUAUUGUUCCGUUAAAUUCAGGAGUGGAAUUUUUGUUCAUUGGAAGUAGGAAACAGCUGGAAAAGGAAAGAAAUGGGGGAUGAGAAUCUGUGUUGAAAAUGAAAUACUGUUGAAAAAAUUUUUUUUGAUCUGUUUUAUUCAAUUUUAAACGUUUUAUGAACUGUAUAGGUAUGGAUCGCUUCAAUCGAAAUUUAUAAUGAAGAAUGGAACUGGAUUCUAUAAAAAUUAGAAGACUUCUGUUUUCCUUGAUCGUUGGUAACAUUUUUUACCAUAAAAGUAGAUGCUGUAUCUGUGCCUAAUUCACAAAAUUUUUUCUCCAAAUUUACGCAGCUGCUCUUUAGUUGAGGAGUAUUGAGGCAGAUUCAAUUUCAGCUUUGAUUACCUACUAUUUUCAAUACCAAGUCAAUUUCAAUCAGUAAUCAAGAUUUCAUCCUGCAUGAAGAAGUUUGUAGUGAAUGAUGGCGAACUUAACGUGAGGACUUAUCUAAUUUUUUGCCAGUCAUUUCUUUGAUAUUAUAAGCGCUUUGUCACACAGUGAACAUUUUUCAAUCAAAUUAUAAUAUCAUCAAUAAUAUCGAUAAUUAAUGAAUCAUAUUUUUCAAUUCAAACAUGUACAUAUCAAAUAUGUCAUGAAGUUGCCUAAUCUCUAAUCAAUACGUCUUUUAAUGUUUUAUCUUCAUAUUUUUGCCCUUCAUCUUAUUUCGAAAAGGCCUGUACUUCAUUUUUUUAUGUAAAACUAUCGCUGUGUCGUUUAAUUAAUACAGCCGUUCUAAAAAUGCCUACCUAUCUGCCUGAUACGUUUUUUUUAAUCAGAGAAAAUGUAACUCUAUUUUUACUAAGCCUUUCUUACUAAUUUUUUACCAUUAAAGUAUUUUUAUUAAUCUAUUUUUAGGCCCGAUUGUCCAGGAACAAUUCUAAUGUCUGCCAAAAUUCAACCUACAACUUCUCUUUGAACCUAUGUCAAUAUCUUAGUAGAACUCCUAUCAUCACAAAUCUAUAGUUUUGUAAUUACGUACAUACUUACGUUUGUGUAAAAAUGUGUAAAAGAAAGAAAUUUAACUCUUUUAUAGCCUGUGUUUGAAGUAAAGAAUCUAUUUUGAAAACAAAA